AUGCACUUACCUUCCUCAGGCGAACGAAUGGGGCGCUCAGUAUUCGUGCCAAGAAGAUCGUGGGGGACGGCGAAGAUCCGACUGCGAUGGCCUUGA
Molecule: messenger RNA, 96 nt
Organism: Cyphellophora europaea CBS 101466
Lineage: Eukaryota; Fungi; Ascomycota; Eurotiomycetes; Chaetothyriales; Cyphellophoraceae
Exons: 1
Coding region: 1-96 (31 amino acids)
Source: RefSeq, a predicted model, not a curated record